AACUCCACAAAAACAUUUCCUAUAGUCUACAUUAUAAAAUAAGACCCAAUUUCAUCACAGUUUCCCCCCAAACCCACAAUGGAACAACAACAACUCAAACAGCAUACCUCCAUAAGGCAAAAACACCCGCCGGCGGUCCCUUUUUUAUGGGAAGAACGCCCAGGAACCGCUAAACAUCACUGGAAGCCCGACACCACCACCACUGCUAACGUCGCCACCAUCCCUCCACCGCUCAAGCUUAUCGCUUCAGUGCCAUUCGAAUGGGAGGAGUUACCCGGAAAACCCUUUUCUUGUUUUUCCCACCCGCCGGAAAAUACUGAACAACAAAUCCUUCCCGUUCUGGCGCUUCCGCCUCCUCCGGCUUACUCUGAAGAUAUUAUUCCUCUCCUCUCAGAAGAUCGCGAUGUUGAAUAUUAUGGACUACGGUCCGAGGCUGAUGCGUCGCUUUGUUCGAAUAUUUCCACAGAGCCAGCUUCUUAUAAUGCUGUUGAUCCAGUGGAUUGGAACUCGAGUCCUUCGUCGCCAGAAUCUGAAUCGGAGGGAACCUACGGGGCGGGAGGUGCGAGUCUAGUUGGGGUAUCAUUCUUGGAGCGUCUAUUUCCGUUGCUUUCCUCCCAUCAAGGCGGUUUACGACAAAAUGCAGGGAACUCUUAUUCAGAGACAGGAUCGAGCUCUAUGGCUACUGUCGAGGAGAAGGAGGGCGGCGAAAGCAAGGCGUGUGUUGUGGCUAGACGGGUGCAUACGCUGGGAGAGCUGAUAAUGAUGAGCCGAAGAAUUAGCCGCAAAAGGAAAGCAAUUCAAAUCCAAAGACAGGGCCUUUCCAUGGAAGUGAUAGACAAGAGUGAUCUAUGUAUGGGAGGCUGCAUGUUUGGAGUUAUUGACAAGAUUGGAGGAGGAAUAAUGCACUGGCCAAACUCCAUUUGGAAGAAGACUCAUCAUGAUCAUUUUCAUCGACUCAAAUUUAUGUGA
Impatiens glandulifera is the source of this 969-nucleotide messenger RNA. RefSeq lists its product as uncharacterized. The record is from RefSeq and is a predicted model, not a curated record. Bases 79 to 969 code for a protein of 296 amino acids. The transcript has 2 exons. NCBI's taxonomy places the organism in Eukaryota, Viridiplantae, Streptophyta, Magnoliopsida, Ericales, Balsaminaceae.